AUGUCUGGAAAGAAAGUUCGCUAUGGUAUCAUCGGAUACGGUCUUCUCUCAGCAACUCGUCUUGUUCCUGAGGCCUUUGGCUUCAAACCAGGCUGGAAGAAGCCAGAACACGCAGAAUUAGUUGGUGUUUCAAGCAGAAGUGACAGAAAUCGCAAAGAAAUCGAAAACCUCGGUAUCAAAUGGUAUACAGUUGACGAAAUGAUCAACUCACCAGAUAUUGAUGCAGUUUUCAUCGUUACUCCAAACCUUUCUCAUAAAGACAUUGCAAUACGUGCACUUAAGGCCGGAAAGCAUGUUCUCCUUGAGAAGCCAAUGACUACAAACGUUGAAGAUGCCGAAGAAAUCGUCAAAGUUGCUCAAGAAUGCAACAAAUCUCUUUUCAUCGAUCACAUGAUGGUUUUCAACGGCCUCAACAUCAAAGCUAAGGAAAUUGUUGAUUCCAAGGCGAUCGGCGAAAUCAAUGACUUUGUUUUCCAUAUGGAGUUCGGAUUAGCCCUUGACAAGCCAAACGAAUGGAGAAGCAACGCAGCAAACGAAGUUGGCGGCCCAAUAGGUGACGUAGGCAGCCACUGCAUGUAUUCUCUCGAGUACAUUCUCGGUUCUAAAAUUACAAAGAUUGCAGCUACAUACCAUCCGAAGUUUACUCAGUCCAAUGUCGAAGAUGGCGCUUACAUCAAAGUGUUCCUAGAGAACGGAAACAUUGGAACUGUAAGAGUUUCUUUCGCAGAUCGCAGAGGAAACGAUUCUUCGAUUCCAAUGCAGAUGGGAUACGAAAUCUACGGUUCUAAGAAGGUGUUGAGAACAUACGGAACUCUUUUCCAGUUCAGCGGAGUUGCAUCAGAAAAACCAAAGAUCAGACUCGAACUCGACGAUAGCGAAGGCAACGUCGAACAGGUAAAGCAGGAAGUUGUACAGGAUAUCUACCAAUCGGCCGUGGAACACCACGCUUUGUCUAUUCUUGAAGGAAAGAGAAUCGAUGGAAAGGACGGCCUCCACUCUAUGCGCUUGAUCGCUGCAGCUCAUGAAUCAGCAAAGAAUGGUGGAAAAGUUAUUGAAAUUCCAAGAGACUAA
Messenger RNA from Trichomonas vaginalis G3, 1071 nucleotides. RefSeq names its product oxidoreductase protein. The record is from RefSeq and is a predicted model, not a curated record. Bases 1 to 1071 code for a protein of 356 amino acids. Gene Ontology annotation, molecular function: nucleotide binding. NCBI's taxonomy places the organism in Eukaryota, Parabasalia, Trichomonadida, Trichomonadidae. The transcript has a single exon.